GUUUAACCAACAGAGUAACAUGUUGCACUUGAAAGUCUAUCAAUUUCAUCUACAUCGUCCAAUUAAUAGCCAGUAUUAUCCAUAAUAGUAAUCAAAACAGCACGAAUAUACCAAAUAACUGUUAAGAUUUUUUGUGGUAGCGGAGCGUCACGAUUACAUAUCCAAAUUUCAUCAAUAUCGGGUGUAUCAGCGUUUUAUUGAUAUAAUUUUUUGUGGAUGGAGCGAACUAGUCAAGGCCUAGGUUGAGGCAGUGGCAGUGACCAGCAUGACCAGUUUUUGUCGAUUUCCGCGAGCGAUUACGUUGCGUUAGGUCUCAGGUCUCAAGGGCGUCUCGGCUGGCCGAGAGUCAAGUGCAAGCACGCUGUGCUGACUGCUGAGCUGUGGUUCAGUCAGUGCCGUUCGAAUUGGCCGAGGGAACUGACUUCCAAGUCACCGUCUCUCAUCAGAGCCAAGUCAAGUCUUUGCUCGCGUUGUUGCGUUGCGCUGCGCGCUAGUGUCAAUUGGAUUGUGACCUUUGACAGAGUGCUGCCCCGUAUCAGCUGUUCUCGUUCCGGCUCAUCUCAGUUUGUGCUACUGUUCACUCAAAGUGCUCAGGAGAUGACGAGCGGAAUCGAGCAGCUUCCAGUGGAGGUUGUGGCAGAGGUGCUAGGGUGGCUGAGCACAGAAGACCUGGAGUCAGCGAGCGGAGUGAGCCUGCUGUGGUGCGACAUAGUGAACGACCUGCUGCUGCGGAACAAGGGAGCUGCCGUCCUGCGUCCUGGCACCAUUCGAACUCUGGCUCGCCUGCCCUCAUCACUCAACAGACUCUCAAUAUUCGGCUUCAGCAGUUUCGAACAAGUUCUUCCAGUCUGCUCAGAAGUGAAGGAGUUGUUGCUGGGAAACGAUGAGCCUCCUGAUCGUCCCUUCGACCCGGGCCAGCUCUCUGCCAUACUAAAAUCCUCCAGGGAUCUGACAAGGCUCGUAUUCAAGCACGUGCGAGUCGAUGAGCGAAUUAUGCGCACUGUUCUACACGAAGCCGCCGACACAUUGAAAUCAGUCACAAUCUACAGUUCGGAAGCAGUCAGCGAGCAGACACGUCUAGUGUUCGCGCCCUGCUUUGUCGAGUUCAAGCACGUGAGGAAGUAUCCCAACUCGUCGGCGGUCGAGAUGCUCGCCACUUAUACCACUUCCGGGCGCAUCGAGUAUCAGCUCAACGUUCCCAGCUACGUCACAAAGUUGAAGGUCAAGAGCCGCGCUCUGGCUGCGUCGGCGUUCGGAUUUCUCAAAAGAUGUCCCAAGCUGCAGGAGUUGGAGCUGACGGAGGCGUUCGAACUGGACGAUCAAGCGAUUGAGAACGUCGUCAAACUUCGCAAUCUGAGAACGCUACAAGUGGAGGGUGCGGGCAAAGUAACAGCGGCCGGAUGGUCGCGCGUUUUCAGCUGCCGAAAUCUGUCACGACUGUCGCUGUCGCAUUGUUUGGGUCUGACCGACUACGCGUUCCAACAAGCGGUCGCUGCUCGCUCUCGCCUGCAACUCGACCUCGAGGGGUGCAAAGGGGUGACCGCCACUGGACUCUCUUCCCUUUUCUCUAUAACAAAAGACCUCGAUCUCAGCUUCGAAUACAACGAUGAUCUAGCUGAAGGCAUUUCCAACGGUAUCAAAACUGACUUCAAUACACCUCCGAAAAAAUUGUCCAUCACUCUACAGCGAGUCAAUGAUGUAGCUGAUCUACAUCCACAAAAAUUAGAUCUCUUCAAUAAAAACAUUUCCCAACUCUGUCGGGAGAGGCUUGUUGAUUUUAGAUUUCAAGAGUCAUUCAUAACUUUCCGUUUGGCGUUAUAUUGCUCUUGAAGUAAUCCUUGUAAAUCUUUUAUUUAUUGUUGUAUGUGCUUCUAUGAAGAAGUUGAUCUAAUGCUGAAUGAAUUAAAUCACCCUAAUAUGAGUUCCAGCACAGCCACCACUAAUGAAUGGAAU
This is a messenger RNA of Nilaparvata lugens (brown planthopper), 1953 nucleotides long. RefSeq lists its product as uncharacterized. Gene Ontology annotation, cellular component: SCF ubiquitin ligase complex. Gene Ontology annotation, molecular function: protein binding. Lineage: Eukaryota; Metazoa; Arthropoda; Insecta; Hemiptera; Delphacidae. The record is from RefSeq and is a predicted model, not a curated record. Gene Ontology annotation, biological process: SCF-dependent proteasomal ubiquitin-dependent protein catabolic process. The coding region runs from base 598 to 1830 and encodes 410 amino acids. The transcript is spliced from 2 exons.